AUGGUCCUCCUAGCCGGGAUCCUUUUCUUUUUACCCGCCGCAUAUGCUACGACUUUCUCAACAGAACGCUUCACUGGGGCCUUCGACAGUGAAUCGGGGGUACUAAGAUCCCUAAAAUCAUCAUUAGACCCGGCUUUUGACUUUUCUCCAUAUGAUGUCUUUGCCAACCGCAGUGGCAACGGCCACUACCACACCGGUGACCUGACCCUGCGGUACCGGGUGGGCAAUUCCAACGGAUGGAUCGAUGCAGAUACCGUCACAAAUCGCGUGCCUCUCAUCAACGGCAACUCUUCACAUUCCAUCCUGUCGUCCAAUCUCGACACGACUAUUGGAAACGUCACCAAAGACCGUCUGUUCAUCACCCGAACCUGGACCGACUACCAAGGAGACCUAGCACUGAACUUCACCCUGAGGAACGGAAACACACAAUCCAUCGAGAUCGGUAGUCUCGGCUUACCCAUCGAGUUUAACAGCAUCUUUACGGAUCGAACGGCGGUCGAGACAAGAGAGAAGUGUGUCUUGGUCGAUCCUUUCAUCGGUCUACAGGCUGGAUAUGUCCAGGUCACCAGACUACUCGGAGAAGGUCCCCACCUCGUCAUUACGCCUUUGAAUCUCUAUACGAAACUCGAAGCAUGGAGAUUCCUCACAGAGGCGACGGAUACUUCAUUAGCAUACCAGAGUCAGGUGUUCGAGGGCAACUAUGAGUGGCAGAUCUACACAAAGGCAUAUGCAGACCAGGAAUGGGAGGGCGUUGAGCCGUGGAAUCCUCCAACCUCGCUGGUGCUGUCGUCGGGAGAAUCGAUUUCGUUCGGGCUGCGGUUUACGGCUGUUUCAAGUGUGGAUGAUAUUGAGCCGACGGUUUCUUCGCUUGGACAUCCGGUUGCUGUUGGGAUUCCGGGAUAUGUGGUGCCCAGGGAUCUGGAAGGGCGGUUGUUCGUGAACACAUCGCUUAAAGUUGAUGCUGUGAAUGUUUCCCCCGAUGCCUGUCUCUCUUUGACGCCUUUGGGCUUGGAGAGCAGCUCCUGGACAGGGUAUACGAUUGUACCCAACGAGCAAGUGUUUGGUAGAUGCAGAGUAGAGCUUGUUUACAGCACAGGACUGAAGCAUACUCUACACUACUAUAUCACUGACACCGGCCCCAAGUCCCUUGCCAAUGCUGGCCAGUUCCUGGAAGAGAACCAGUGGUUUACAAACACGUCGGAUCCAUUCGGUCGCGCUCCUUCUAUCAUCACCCAUGAUCGGUCCGUGAAUGGCCCGGUUCUCCAAGAUAACCGGGUGUGGAUAGCAGGUUUGAGUGACGAAGGCGGUGCUGGGUCUUUCGUGACAGCAGCCAUGAAGCAGUCUAUCCAGCCUGUCGCAUCGGAGGUUUCUAAGCUGGAACAGUUUGUGAAUGAGACCGUUUGGUCCCGAUUGCAACUAACCAACGGAUCAACGGAAUACGGUGUUCGCAAAAGCCUAUUUUACUACGAUCCGAACGCCAUGCCGGAUUACGACUAUGAUCCAGAUAUUUACUGGCCUGGCAGUUGGGAUAAAGACGCUGCUUAUUUGCUCGAUAGAGCUUACGAUUACGUUCAUGUCUCUGCUCUCUACUGGGGAUUGUACCGGGCUGGCCGGAUUGCCCCGAGCGUCCUUACUCUCCGGUCGCCAAAAUGGUAUUUGUUGCAGGCAUAUCAAACCGUGCUGUUUGCGUUUGGAAGCCAACCCGAUGGAAGCGCAAACACCUAUUACAACGACCUCGGGCUGAUGGGGGAAACGAUGUGGAUGUACCUGCUCGAGGAUCUCCGGGCCGAGAACUACACGUCAGAAGCGACAAAGUUCGAGGACAUCAUGCGAGAUCGUGCACAGGCGUGGUCUACGCAAGAAGACCCUUUCGGUAGCGAGCAGGCCUGGGAUUGCACCGGACAGGAGGGGGUGUACUUGUGGUCCAAGUACUUCAACUACACGGCAACAGUGGACAAGACUAUCUCCUCGAUCAGGGGAUACAUGCCUACUGUAGCGCAUUGGGGGUGGAACGGCAACGCUCGGCGGUACUGGGACUUUACGACUGCAGGCAAACUCUCCCGCAUUGAACGGCAGAUCCACCACUACGGAUCCAGCCUUAACGCUCUGCCCAUGCUCGAUCACUACCGAUCCCUCUUUGAUCCUACAGCCCAAUUGAGCUUCUAUGACCUCCGCAUCGGCUACGGGGGCAACCAAGGCCCGACGACCAACGUUGCGGACGAUGGGUUCGGGUCCAUGUCUUUCCACUCCUUCCCCGAGACGUUGGCAUGGGAUGACUACACUGGAGAUUAUGGCCCGGGGUUUCUGGGACAGGUGCUAGGUGCCGGGACAGUCCUGGUGAAACACCCAGAAUUUGGAUGGGUGAGUUUCGGAGGCAACAUUGCCGCAUCUUCGUCCGGUGGAAACGACAGUGUGACACUGCAACCCCGAGACACGGUCCGCAGGAAAGUCUACCUGUCCGAUCUCGGGCUGAAUAUUGAGAUUGACGCGGGUGCCAUUGACGAGGUCCGGACCCUGUAUGGUGCUAAUCGAGUGGAAGUGGAUCUGGUCGAUCAGGCUGACGGCUCGGGGGCGGUGCCUGCCACUAGGGCCGCGGUGGAGUAUACCGUAACCUCCGUCUCUGCAGCCAAGGAUAUCCGGUUAGUGGAAGAUGGAUUGACCAAGGGCAAGUAUGGGUGGGAGGUGAAAUUUGUGUCGGGCAAGGGAACGGUUGUGUUUGAGUGGUGAUGUAGCUAUAGUAAGAUUGACCAGCUGUAAUGCAGGAACGAGUUGAGCUUCAUCCAGAUCUCAGCCAUUGUCAGGACUCCCAGCAUAACCAGAUCGUCCCGCAACGCUAAAUCCUCAGCCUCGCCAGCUGUGUCGGUGAGUGAGCAUGAACCGGUCACUCGCUAGUUUUGGUAGAACGUUGUUCCACAGUAUUAAAA
Aspergillus ibericus CBS 121593 is the source of this 2924-nucleotide messenger RNA. RefSeq lists its product as uncharacterized. Bases 1 to 2727 code for a protein of 908 amino acids. The record is from RefSeq and is a predicted model, not a curated record. The transcript is spliced from 4 exons. NCBI's taxonomy places the organism in Eukaryota, Fungi, Ascomycota, Eurotiomycetes, Eurotiales, Aspergillaceae.